Molecule: messenger RNA, 602 nt
Organism: Lutzomyia longipalpis
Lineage: Eukaryota; Metazoa; Arthropoda; Insecta; Diptera; Psychodidae
Gene: mRpL27
Product: 50S ribosomal protein L27
Exons: 2
Coding region: 93-539 (148 amino acids)
Biological process (GO): translation
Cellular component (GO): ribosome; mitochondrial large ribosomal subunit
Molecular function (GO): structural constituent of ribosome
Source: RefSeq, a predicted model, not a curated record
UUUUUCAGCGCAGUCUUCUUAAUUUCUUCCCUUUCUGGGGGCUUUUGUUGAUUAGUUUUUCCGGGGACUUAUAUGGGAGUUUUGGUAGCAGGAUGAGCUUCCUUCCAUCCCUGAAGACAAUUACUGGCAGCUACCAAAGAAUCCUGGGCAGUAUUGUUCCACAAAAUGCUUCCGUGAGAUUUGCGAGUAAAAAGGCAGGAACAAGUACGAGGAAUCAGGGAAAGGGGAAUGCCAAACCCAAGCACAGAGGUUGGAAGCGACAGGAUGGUUCAACUGUGACGAGUGGAACACUUUUGGCUUUGCAGAGAACUCCUCGCUUCCAUCCGGGGCUGAAUGUGGGCUUCGGACGGAAUGGCACCCUGUGGGCAAUGCAGUCGGGAAAGGUGGUGAUCACGUGUGAGAAGACAGAUCUCAAUUGGAAUCACUCCUGGGUACAGAAGGCCUAUGCUGGACGUGAAGGACAAACCAUCUACAAGAAAUACUUCAAUGUCAUCCCAAAGAAGCAGCAUCAGAACUUCCGGUUAGUGGAGGAAGUGUAGCGUAGUUCCGCAGGAAAUGACAUGGAAGGGUAGUUGUUAAAAAUAAAAAGAUUAUAAUAAUGA